UCAAUCAGACAGUCCAACGGGAGAUUUCAAAGUGAACGGUGGGUCUUGGCGGAUUUGUGCGGUCUUGUUGUUGUUUUUGUGUUUUUGUUUUGCGGCAGAAAAACGCUUUCUUUCUUCGCUCCAUGAUCGACAGAGUCUGACAAUCACAACAAUCAAAUGGCCACUCAAAUAUGGAUAACUGCCUUGAUCUCCCUUUUAUGCAUAUCGCCGCCAUUAGUGGAAUGCAGACGACACAAUUUGAAAAUUUUAGGCUUAUUUCCGCAUCCGGGCGUAAGCCACUUUCACUUCUUUCAUCCCAUAAUGCGGGGCCUGGCCGAGAGGGGACAUGAGGUGACGGUCGUUAGCCACUUUCCAGACAAAAGUCCACCCGUGGGCUAUAUGGAUAUACCAUUAACCGGAAAGGAGACAUUAGUCAAUAGCGUGGAUUUAAAGUUUUUUGAAAAUCGCAGAUUUUACAAUCACUUCUUGGAAUUUUUUAUGCUCUAUGAAUGGGGUAAAGAAGCUUGCAAUCAUACCCUGCGUUCGGAGGCUCUGCAGAAAGUCUUGCGUAAUAAAGUUCGCUAUGAUGUGAUCUUGUUGGAACAAUUCAACUCGGAUUGCAUGAUGGGAGUAGCCUAUAUGUUGCAGGCCCCAGUGAUAGCUCUCAGCAGUUGUGCCAUGAUGCCUUGGCAUUACGAGCGUAUGAGUAUGCCCAUAAUACCUUCCUACAUACCUGCUCUGUUCAUGGGACAGUCCGAAGAGAUGACUUUUGGUGGGCGCAUAGCAAAUUGGAUCUCAUUCCAUGGCUUGAAUGCCAUGUAUAAUAUGUUCUCAAUACCAGCUGCAGAUGCAUUGGUUCGGUAUAAAUUUGGUCAUGAUUUGCCGUCGGUGGGUGAACUGGUGAAGGAGACCUCCAUGAUGUUUGUCAAUCAACAUUUUUCAUUGAGCGGUGCUAAACCAUUGCCACCAUCUGUGCUUGAACUGGGUGGAGUUCAUAUUCAGAAGUCGAAGCCCUUAGAUGUUGACCUACAACGUUUCUUAGACAAUGCAGACCAUGGAGUGGUCUUCAUAAGUUGGGGAUCCAUGAUCAGAGCUGAAACUUUACCUGCCGCAAAGCGUGAUGCUAUAGUCAAGGCUGCCAAACGUCUGAAACAGCGAGUCAUCUGGAAAUGGGAAAAUGAUACCUUGACCAAUAAACCCGACAACAUGUUCAUAAGCAAAUGGCUGCCGCAAAGAGACAUCUUGUGUCAUCCUAAUGUUAAGGUAUUCAUGACGCAUGCAGGUCUAAUGGGCAGCUCGGAGGCAGCAUAUUGUGGUGUACCUGUGGUGGCCACUCCCAUGUAUGGAGACCAGUUCCUGAAUGCUGCUGCCAUGAAACAACGUGGCAUGGGUGUUGUCCUCCACUAUGAGGACAUUGAGGAGAACAAUGUCAUUAAGGCCAUCAAGAAAGUAUUGGAGAAGCAAUAUUUUGACAAUGCCAAAAUGGUGGCGUAUGGUUUCAAGCAUAGGCCAGAGACUGCCCUACAAUCGGCUGUUUGGUGGGUCGAAUAUGUGGCCAAUACAGAAGGUGGACCUCUACUCCAGUCCAAGGCCAAACAUUUGUCACGCUUCACGUACUACUCCCUGGAUGUGUAUAUGAUAUUUGGAUUAAUUGGUCUCAUCUCUAUGAUAACAUGGGGUGUUCUUAUGCACAAAAUACGCCAAAGUGCAAAACGCAACAAAGCAAACAAAGUAAAAUCAAACUUUGAAAAACCCGGUCGCCGUUCUGAUGUUGACUAUCCCGAUUUUGCCAAGGAAGCCAUUACAAAAGCUCUGGCCGAUGCCAAAAUCUCUUACAAUGAAGUGCAACAAGCUACUGUCGGUUAUGUGUAUGGUGACUCCACGUCUGGACAACGUGCCUUGUAUGAAGUGGGUAUGACCGGCAUUCCAGUGUUCAAUGUGAACAACAAUUGUUCCACCGGUUCCAGUGCUUUGUAUUUGGGCAAACAAAUCAUUGAGUCUGGAAAUGCCGACUGUGUAUUGGCUUUCGGUUUUGAGAAAAUGGAACGCGGUUCGUUGUCGGCUAAGUACUUCGAUCGUGCCAAUCCCAUGGAACACCACAUUUCAAUUAUGUCGGAAUUGGCUGAAAUUGGACCUGGCCCUAUGGCUGCUCAAAUCUUUGGCAAUGCCGGUAAGGAACAUAUGAAGAAAUAUGGCACAAAACCCGAACACUUUGGCAAAAUUGCUUGGAAAAAUCACAAACACUCGGUUAACAAUCCCUACUCCCAAUUCCGUGAUGAAUAUACUUUGGAACAAAUCAUGAAAUCACCCACUGUUGUCGAGGGUGUUCUAACCAAGCUGCAAUGCUGUCCCACUUCUGAUGGUGCUGGUGCUGCUAUUUUGGCUUCGGAAGCCUUUGUACAUCGUUUUGGUUUGGAGGCACAGGCUGUUGAAAUUGUUGGCAUGGAAAUGGCCUCAGAUCCCGAGUCUACCUUCAAGGACAGAUCGCUUAUGAAAAUUGCCGGUUAUGAUAUGACCAAGAUGGCUGCACAACGUCUUUUUGGCAAAUGUGGCUACAAACCCACUGAUGUUCAGGUUGUUGAAUUGCACGAUUGCUUCUCAGCCAAUGAAUUGAUCACCUAUGAAGCUUUGGGCCUCUGCCCAGAGGGUGGAGCAGGAGAAAUGAUUGAUCGUGGCGACAAUACCUAUGGUGGCAAAUAUGUCAUUAACCCCAGCGGUGGUCUGAUCUCUAAGGGUCAUCCUUUGGGUGCUACCGGUUUGGCUCAAUGUGCCGAAAUGUGCUGGCAAUUGCGUGGUUUGGCUGAAAAACGUCAAGUCAAGGACUGCAAAUUGGCUUUGCAGCAUAACUUGGGCUUGGGUGGUGCCGUAGUUGUAACCCUUUAUCGUUUGGGCUUCCCUACUGCUGCCGGUGUGAAAUACAACCUAACAUCGGCCACCCACCCUGAUGGAGAAGGCUUCAAAGUGACACCUCUUUUGAAGUUGCUGGAACAGGCCAUGCAGGAAGAUCAAGAUAAUCUCAUCGAAAAGGUUCGUGCAAUUUAUGGCUUCAAGGUAACCAAUGGCCCUGGCGGCCAAAUCGGCUUCUGGACAAUUAACGCCAAAGAGGGCAAGGGCAAAAUCACCUACAAUGGCAAGGAAAAAUGCGAUGUUACCUUUGUUAUUUCCGAUGAAGAUGUCACCGAAUUGAUGACCGGCAAAUUGCCCCCACAAAAGGCCUUCUUCCAAGGCAAGGUCAAGAUACAAGGCAACAUGGGCUUGGCCAUGAAAUUAAUGGAUUUGCAACGUUCCGCACAAGGCCGCAUUGAUGCUUUGCGUGCCAAAUUAGUGCAAAGUGCCGUUGCCGGUUGGGGAUGUUGUGGCCUGCCAUGUGUUGGCAUGCCAUGCCACAAACUCCAAAUCUCCAAGUUGAAUGGAGUGAUUUAUCAAGAAUGUAACAUUAUUGUGUUCUUUGCAUUUGCUUUGGGAGAGGCAGAGGCAGAGGGAGAGGCGUCACCAUCAGCUUUGGGCUUUUUAGCCUUCUCCACUUUGUUGGGAGAAGCUAUUGUGGCCACUACUUUAUUGAUCAUAUUGUGUUCUAUUACCAUUUUGCGCAUAUCAAUUUUCGGCUCAUCUUUGGCCGCUUUCUUCUUUGUGGGAGUUUCGGGAUCGUCUUUAGGCGCUGCCGAAGAAUCAUCGGUUCCGCUUUCACUUGAGAGCCUGUUGCGGCUCUCCAUGUCGAUAAUCCUGGAUGCCAGAAACUAUUUCUGUGGCCGCAAGUCCUAUUUAGAGUUUAGGGAUUGGGAAUUCUCCAAGCAACGCAUAUAUCAGAACAUGAAGCAUUUGGUUUAUCUUUGUAUUAUUGUGCAUGUUAUACAGUUGUCGCCGGCGAUAGAGGCUAAAGAAAUUCUAGGCAUUUUCCCACAUUUUGGAUAUAGUCAUUUUAAAGUGUUUUAUCCGUUAUUGCGCAAUUUGGCUGAAGCUGGCCACAAUGUAACGGUCAUCACGCAUAUCCAAAGUUCGAAUAAAUUGGAUAACUAUGAAGAACUGCUGCUCAAGCAAAUGGAAGUUGUCAAUAUAGUGCCCUUGAGCGAAUGGAGGCCCAGAACAUGGAAUGGACUACUGAAUGAAUAUGUUGGAUUGCAUGAGGAGGGUCAAGAAUCAUGUGAACGUCUUUACGAAAGUGGCUACGUUCAAGAAGUACUGCGACGACACCAAGAAAUAAAGCCCUAUGAUCUGGUGAUAACGGAAUAUUUCAAUUCCGAUUGUCAAUUGGUUGUGCCUUAUUUAAUGAACACACCAAUUGUGGCCUUAAGCAGUUGUCUAUUGAUGCCCUGGUACUAUGAUCGUAUUCUACUACCGGAUACACCUUCGUUUAUACAAUCAGAAUUUAUAGGAUUCUCUACGCCACUAAAUUGGUUUGAAAGGCUGACAAAUUUUCUGCAGGCUAAGGUUUUAUCGUUAUUGUAUCGUUACCAUACCAAUCAGAAAGACAAUGAUCUCAUAUAUCGUCAUCUUAAUGUCACAGUGGAUGUGGCUGACAUUGCCAGACAACAGACGAGCAUUAUAUUUGGCAAUCAACAUUAUUCGCUUACGGGAACUAGACCUCAACCAACAUCAUUUAUUGAAAUCGGUGGUAUACACAUACAGGAAAAAGUCAUUGAUGAGCCCAUGCCUCGAGAUAUAGAUGAUUUUUUACAGACAUCUGGAAAAGAAGGAGUUCUUUUCAUUAGUUGGGGCUCUAUGAUUCGUGCUUCAACCAUAAGCAGUGACAAAUUGACAGCUAUUUUAAAGGUCUUGGAAAGAAGCAAUUUAAAGAUCAUAUGGAAAUGGGAAACCGAGGAAGUGCCGGUUAAAAAUGACAAGUUUUUAUUUGUUAAAUGGGCGCCACAGCUAACAUUGUUAUGUCACCCUAAAGUGAAACUAUUUUGGGGUCAUGGCGGACUUUUAGGCACCACAGAAGCUGUCUAUUGUGGCAAACCCAUGAUUCUUACGCCCAUAUAUGGUGAUCAAUUUGUGAAUGCGUAUGCUGUUGAAAAUCGUCAAAUUGGACGUAUUCUUAGCUACGACAAUAUCAACGAUAGCAGUUUGGAGGACGCAUUACAAACUGUAAGACAUUCAAGCUAUGCAAAGAAUGCCCAGGAUAUAUCAAAAAUAUUUCGUGAUAGACCUUCAAAACCUCUUGAAACAGCAACUUGGUGGGUUGAAUAUUUGCUAAGGCACAAACGUGCACCCGAGGUAUUGCAUUCUCAUGCAGUAAACUUGAAUUGGUUUAUCCUUUACUCUCUUGAUUCCAUUUGUAUUAUUGUAGUAACAUUGCUGUUGAUAAUAUUCGCUUUAAAAUAUACUCUAAAGUUAAUGAUGAAAAUAUGUCGAAAUAAGAAUGAUGAAAAGUUGAAGAAACAUUAGCCAAAUAAUUAGUUGUAAGUCUUUUCAUUAUUGUAAAUAUUGUCAUCUCAAAAGCAAAAUGAUAGAUCAUCUUGAGAUGGGAUUUAUUUCAAACAUGGACCCCAUGUAAAUAAAAGAUAAUCUUAGUGAAAUAUUUAUGCUAUAUCUAAGCUUAGGGGUCAUCAAACGCAGUUUGAUUUUAUACUCCAAGAGGACUUGAUAAGCUAUUGAAAACAUGUAGAAACAUUUCAAUUUGCUUUUCUGGUGAUGAUAUAUGUAUUUUUAAAUAGAGAAUUUUUAUACAUAAAUUUUUUUGCAAUAAUAAUAGAAGCUAAAAUGGAUUUAUUUUUCUUAAAUAAACUAUGAUGAAAAUGCGAGUUUUU
Messenger RNA from Stomoxys calcitrans (stable fly), 5726 nucleotides. RefSeq lists its product as uncharacterized. Bases 157 to 5364 code for a protein of 1735 amino acids. NCBI's taxonomy places the organism in Eukaryota, Metazoa, Arthropoda, Insecta, Diptera, Muscidae. Gene Ontology annotation, molecular function: UDP-glycosyltransferase activity; acyltransferase activity, transferring groups other than amino-acyl groups. The record is from RefSeq and is a predicted model, not a curated record. The transcript is spliced from 15 exons.